ACGGACUAUAUUAUCUGCUGCUAUUUGCAGUUUGCUGUAGCCAGGCGCCAGACUGAGCCCGAGCAGAAACCGCUUUUUCUUGUUGCUUGUUGCUGAGAUGGAAACGGUCUCUAAAGGAAUGGCAUCUGCGAGGCAGCUGGCAGAGAAGAGGAAUCUAACUCUUACACCUGGCACUGCAAGCAUCACGCCAAAGACCACACACUCAUCAGAACCUCAGCUCUAAGAGGACAGAGGAUGGCAGGAGGUGUAAGGAGGAACACAGGGAUGGGAAAUAGACUGGGGCUGUAUGUGAGAUUGUUGGCAGUGAGCGUGUCACUGGGAAGUGAUCUGGGCUUGCUGGGCCUGAAAGACCAGGUUGGGGUCAAAGCCCAGAAUAAUGAGAGAAGGGUAUUGGCGCAUAUCCCUGGUGACAUCAUUAUAGGAGCUCUGUUCUCUGUCCACCACCAACCACCUGCAGACAAGGUCCACGAGCGAAAGUGUGGUGCAGUGCGUGAGCAGUAUGGGAUCCAGAGAGUAGAGGCCAUGAUGCACACUCUGGAUCGAAUCAAUGCAGAUCCCACUAUCCUCCCAAAUAUCACCCUGGGCUGCGAGAUCAGGGACUCAUGCUGGCACUCUGCGGUGGCACUGGAGCAGAGUAUUGAGUUCAUUCGGGACACUCUAGUGUCCAGCGAAGAGGAGGAAAGCCAGGGCAGGUGUACUGCAGAGGCAGGGAGCUUGCUGCUUCAGGGGAAGAAGCCCAUUGUGGGUCUGAUCGGACCAGGAUCCAGCUCUGUGGCUAUACAGGUGCAAAAUCUCCUCCAACUCUUCAACAUCCCACAGAUAGCCUACUCAGCCACAAGCAUGGAUCUCAGUGACAAGAGCCUGUAUAAAUAUUUCAUGAGGGUGGUGCCGUCAGAUAUGCAACAGGCCAGAGCCAUGGUGGACAUUGUCAAGAAAUACAACUGGAGCUACGUGUCCGCAAUACACACAGAGGGUAAUUAUGGAGAGAGCGGUAUGGAGGCAUUUAAAGACAUGGCAGCAAAGGAGGGAAUCUGCAUCGCCCACUCUGAUAAGAUAUACAGCAACGCAGGGGAGCAGAGCUUUGAUAAGCUGCUGCAGAAACUACGAGGUCACCUGCCUAAAGCCAGGGUGGUGGCCUGCUUCUGCGAGGGCAUGACAGUCAGAGGCAUACUGAUGGCCAUGAGACGACAACGCCUGGUGGGAGAGUUUCUGCUGGUUGGAAGUGAUGGUUGGGCUGACAGGUACGAUGUGACUGAUGGCUACCAGAAGGAGGCAGCUGGUGGAAUCACUAUAAAGCUUAAGUCGGCAUAUGUGACCUGGUUCGAUGAUUAUUACCUGAACCUGAAGCCCGAUGCCAACCUGAGGAAUCCCUGGUUCCCAGAGUUCUGGCAGCACCGCUUCCAGUGCAGGUUGAGGGGCCACCCGCAGGAGAGCACCAUGUACAACCGCACCUGCACCUGGAGAGAGUCUCUGCGCCAUCAGUAUGCCCAGGACACCAAGAUGGGCUUUGUCAUAAAUGCCAUCUAUUCCAUGGCUUACGGCCUACAUGCCAUGCAGCAAGCCCUCUGUCCAGGAUACAAGGGUUUGUGUGAGUCCAUGCGGCCCAUUGAUGGACGCAAGCUGCUGGAUUUCCUGAUGAAAACCAACUUUACAGGCGUAUCUGGGGAGACUAUCCUCUUUGACCAGAAUGGAGACUCACCUGGGAGGUAUGAAAUCAUGAACUUCAAGCAAGUGGGUGAGGAUGAGUACGCUUAUAUCCAUGUGGGGAGCUGGGAUCAAGGUGGCCUAAAGAUGAAUGAUGAGGAAAUCUGGAGUAACAACAGUGACAUCAUCCAGUCAGUCUGCUCUGAGCCCUGCCAGAAGGCGCAGAUCAAGGUGAUCCGUAAAGGAGAGGUGAGCUGUUGCUGGACCUGUACUCCCUGCAAGGAGAAUGAGUUUGUGUUUGAUGAGUACACUUGUCGAGCCUGUGUCCUGGGCUCGUGGCCCACAGAUGACCUCACUGGUUGUGAGCCAAUCCCGGUGCAGUACGUGCGUUGGGGAGAUCCAGAGCCCAUCGCUGCAGUGGUCUUCGCCUGUCUGGGCCUCAUGGCUACACUUUUUGUCACUUCUGUUUUUAUCAAAUUCUGGGACACUCCUGUGGUCAAAUCAUCCAGCCGUGAGCUCUGCUACAUCAUCCUGGCUGGGAUAUGUCUGGGCUACCUGUGCACCUUCAGCCUUAUCGCCAAGCCCCACAUAAUCUACUGCUACCUCCAGCGGCUGGGAAUCGGCCUGUCUCCUGCCAUGAGCUACUCCGCUUUAGUCACCAAGACCAACCGUAUAGCACGGAUCCUGGCAGGCAGCAAGAAGAAGAUCUGCACCAAGAAACCUCGCUUUAUGUCCGCCUGCGCACAAUUGGUCAUCGCCUUCCUACUCAUACUGCUGCAGCUGGGGAUUAUUGUGGCACUUCUUAUCAUAGAGCCACCACAGGUUAUCUAUGACUACCCCAGUAUCCGCGAAGUACAUUUGAUCUGUAAUCUGACCACUCUGGGGGUGGUGGCGCCGCUGGGCUAUAAUGGCCUGCUUAUCCUCAGCUGCACCUUCUACGCCUUCAAGACCCGUAAUGUACCAGCUAAUUUUAAUGAGGCCAAGUAUAUUGCCUUCACCAUGUAUACCACCUGUAUCAUCUGGUUGGCUUUUGUUCCUAUUUACUUUGGUUCCAACUACAAGAUCAUAACCAUGUGCUUUAGUGUCAGCCUCAGUGCCACAGUGGCUCUCUGCUGCAUGUUUGUCCCAAAGGUUUACAUCAUGCUCGCCAAGCCUGAGAAAAAUGUCCGGAGUGCUUUCACAACAUCCACAGUGGUGCGCAUGCAUGUAGGUGAUGCUAAAAAAGCUGCCAAGUCUGGAAAGUCCUCCAGCAGCAUGGCCAAUUUAUUUCGACGUCGUGGCUCUGCACAGGACAACAUCAGUUCCAAUGGGAAAUCAGUGACUUGGGCACAGAAUGAACGUGGCUACAGACCAAACCUAUGGAAGAGGAUGUCAUUCCACGUCAAGAAAAAAGAUGCAGUGGAGGCAAACCAGACAGCCAUCAUCAAACCCUUCUCUAAAGGAGGAGAUACACCUGCAGACACUGCUGUCCAAGAGCAGUAUGAAGAGCCACAGGUGUCUCAGCCCUUCACCUGCUCGCCGUCUCACUCACCUCUGCCCACCAUCAGCCAGCAUGCAGCGAAGGCAGGGGGUCUCCAGGGAGGGGAGGACGGAGAGGAGGCACAAAAUUUACCCACUUACGUACCUGAGCACGCCGCUGGGGUCAGAAGAAGAGGCGGGGACAACAACAGCCAAGGUGCCGGCAUGGCGGACGUUGGGGACAUUAGCAUCAUACCAGUAGGUGUAGGUGACAUCGGCAUAGGGAUGAUCGGCGGGCAAGCUCAGGGCACCACCAUCAUGGACCAAAUCAGUUGCGUGGUGAACCGUUUCACUGCCAACAUCAGCGAGCUCAACACCAUGAUGCUGCCAGGCGGAGCCGCCGUCAGCCCCUCCUCCACCACCAACGCCACCGCCCUGCCUGCAGCCACUGACACCGCCCCUUGCCCUCCUCAGUACCUUACGUCCAGGGGCAGACAGGCCCCCUCCACCGUCACCACAUACGCCGAGGUAGCGGCCGUUUCCAACUUCUGCGAGAAUCGACCAGCAGGUAAGAUUUAUGAGCACCUGGCGGGGACUUGCGUUAGUAGCAGGCGAGCCAAAGAUAUGGAGGAGCUGGUAGCUCUGACACCUCCCUCCCCUUUUAGAGACUCAUCUCUGAGCUCCAACGGCAGCUCUCCCCCCUCGCUGUCCCCGGCCUCUGAGGUUGAAUAUGACCAGCUGCUGCUGAGACACUACAGCCAGAGCUCCUCCUCUCUCUAAACCUGCUCUCUCUACUCCUUUUUUCUCUUAUCGGAGUAUUUUAAACUCCAAGAGACAAAGCGUCAGACUGGACCAAACUCUUGGAUGCCUUUCUACAUGUGGAUAUUCUGAAUGUUUAAGCAGUUUUUUAAAUACAUUUUCAUUUUCAGAUUGGAUUGAAUGCACCUACACAUGCCUCCACUGAGAGAACUGAGAGCACCACUGGCACCACUGGCAAGACUGCAAAUACUAAAUGCUGAAAUUAAGCUAAGCAAUGUCAGUGCUUCACUCUUUUGUCUCCAAGUCAGUAAAAAACUUCUCAAUCUAUAUGGGCAUUUUACAGACUCUUUAAUGCUAUACUGAAACAGAUUUCUUACUCAGUUUCAAACUUUUCAAAUUCCAAAGAAAAUACUGAUUCAUUAUAAAAAUGGUUAUCAAUUGUAAGUGGGGGAAAAUUGACCAAAUAUUUAUGUUCAGUGUUUCUUUAGAUUAUGCCAAAACGGCUCAUAUAUUGUAUCUCAAAAUGGCAUUUGAUUUUUUUUAGGUAAGUGCAGGUCUUAGAACGCUAAAGAUAGUUGUAUUUCAGUUGUAUAUUUUGCAUCAUCUAUUAUCCUAAACACAGAGAACGUGGUUUGUUUUUAUUGCUUAUAUUAUUGCUGUUGAUUUCCUGUACAUGUGAUGUUUUUGUUACCAAUAAAUUGCCCUAACCUUUUAAUAUUUUGGAUGCAGAUUGGAGGUAUCUGUCCAGAUGUAACUCUGCCUGGAAGGUCAAACAAGACACAUUUUUUCUGCCCUCUAAUUUGUUGUCAACCCUGGAAGACAUAAGUAUCAUUUCUAUCCUGAUGCUAAAGGACAAAGUGUACAGACGGUGUAUUAUGCAAAUCAGGGAGCAGUUUCUAUUUUCUUUUUUUCUUUUUUCUUUUGUGGAGACCUACCCUUCUCUUGGAAACAAGACAGUUACUAAGAGUGAAAAUGAAAUCCCCUCCCCUCCUGUGAGGACAUCUCCAGGGAAUGUAAGACACAAGUCUCAAUGGACGUAACAUCAUCAGGUGUCUAACCCACAAAGAGCUUAUAGACUACUUGGAUGUCUUCUUUAAUUCUUUUUCUCUAGACGUGACUUAGUUGAAUGUAAGAUAACCUGUCAUCAUAUGAAGUGGACCAAAAUGAUCUUCCACCUCAGGAUGUGUCUGAACCAAAAUACUCUCUGAGCACUGUCAUCUGCCAGCUCAAAACGUUUCUAGUUUGCAUGAUGUCAAGAUUUGUUUGCACCAAGUUACAUUUGUAAUGAAUUGCUUUUUACUAUUGCACAUGUCAAACCAAUUAAGCUUAAUAGAUACAGUAGCAAGGUAAUCAUACUAUUAGUGAUACUGAUGUGUUUUUAAGAUUAGUGUUAGGAGAGUCGAGUCGAACUGGAUGUGUGCCAGAUUUUUUCAGACAUCUAUUGCAAAACUGCUUGUUUCCAGUCUGGCUUUUUACCUACAUACAGUACGUGCUAGUGUCUCCAUGCAGGAAAUUACAUCAUGUCUCUGUAAAUGGGCUCACAUUGAGAAUACUGCUGUGAACCCAUUUAGAUUCUAAUCUCUCAAACAUUUCAGGCAUAAGGAGGAUGUUAUUUUUUUAUAAUAUUUUAUGACAUUUUGUUGUUAUUUCUUAUGCUUUUAAUGCAAUUAAUAUUCUUUUUUAUUAUUCUUUUGUAUCUGCAUUUUGGCUUCUCUGAGGUAUGUAGAUGAAUGACAGUACAGAUUCACAGGCUUGCUAUUUAUUUAUUUAUUGUCUGGCUUGUGUCCUUUACUCCUUUUUUUCUGGAUGUUUACACAGGCAAGAAUGUUUUCACGUUUUAUGAAAUGUGCAGUAUUUUUUACUGGUUUUCAAUGUAGAAAAAUCAUCAUAGACAGUUGCCAUAUUUGCAUGCAGGUUUGUGCCAAUUGCAAUUUUACAGGUGCAUACAAUGCUUGAUGCCAAUAAUUCAUUGAUAUAAUCUACAGAAGA
Molecule: messenger RNA, 5850 nt
Organism: Lates calcarifer (barramundi perch)
Lineage: Eukaryota; Metazoa; Chordata; Actinopteri; Centropomidae
Gene: grm5a
Product: glutamate receptor, metabotropic 5a
Exons: 18
Coding region: 235-3882 (1215 amino acids)
Biological process (GO): G protein-coupled glutamate receptor signaling pathway; regulation of synaptic transmission, glutamatergic; trans-synaptic signaling by endocannabinoid, modulating synaptic transmission
Cellular component (GO): postsynaptic density membrane
Molecular function (GO): adenylate cyclase inhibiting G protein-coupled glutamate receptor activity; G protein-coupled receptor activity involved in regulation of postsynaptic membrane potential
Source: RefSeq, a predicted model, not a curated record